Molecule: messenger RNA, 2715 nt
Organism: Adineta steineri
Lineage: Eukaryota; Metazoa; Rotifera; Eurotatoria; Adinetida; Adinetidae
Source: the annotation of a GenBank genome assembly
AUGUCUUGUAUAAUUCCAAUUGUUGUUGGUACUUCAUUAAUAUUUGCUAAGGUCAUCACUAAAGAAACAGAAGCACAAUUAAGUACAUAUUCAAAAGCUGGACAAAUCGCUCAAGAAGUAUUUAGUUCAUUAAGAACUGUUCUUUCAUGCAAUGGUAGCAAAUCACAACAAAAACAAUAUGAAAAAGAAUUAAAAUUAAACGAAUGGUAUACUGUUCGCAAAGACGCUGCAUUUGGUGCUUUUUUUGGUUGGUUAUUUUUUAUAAAUUUUCUCGUUUAUUCAAUUGGUUUCACUUUUGGUUCGAUUCUUAUGGCUUAUGGAAAUCAUCGUACACUAACCAUUAGUGAGAUUCUUGUUGUUGUAAAUAUGUUUGCACAAGCUUUGGGUUUUCUUAAUUCAAUUGGUCCUUUCUUCCUAUCAAUUUCGGAAGCUCAAGGUGCAGCAGUAUCCGUAUUUCGACUUAUUGAUGAGGUACAUGAUGAAAAUUUGAAUGAAAAAGAAAUAUUAGAAGAAAAUAUAUUUGAUGAAAAAUCAAUUUCUAAUAUCAAUGGUGAUAUUGAAUUUGACAAUGUUAGUUUUUCAUAUCCAUCUAGAGAAAAUCUACUCGCUUUAAAUAAUCUGAAAUUGAUUGCUCGUGCUAAUCAAACAACUGCUCUUGUGGGUUCAAGUGGUUGUGGAAAAAGUACAUGUGUAUCACUUCUUCUUCGCUAUUAUGAACCUUUCUCAGGCAGAAUUAUGAUUGAUGGUCAAUCAAUUACAGAUUAUAAGAUCAAACAAUUUCGACAAAAUAUUGGAGUUAUUCUAUUUGGAAUAAGUUUUUAUGAAAAUAUUCGUUUUGGUAAAAUGAAUGCAACACGUGCAGAGAUUGAACAAGCAGCAGAACAAGCUAAUGCACAUAACUUCAUUAUGAAAUUACCAAAUAAAUAUGAAACACUGGUUGGUGAACGUGGUAUACAAUUGAGUGGUGGUGAAAAACAACGUAUUGCAUUAGCUCGUGCACUUGUCAAACAACCCAACAUUCUUUUGUUAGAUGAAGCAACAAGUGCACUUGAUAAUGUUAGUGAAAAAAUUGUUCAAGAAGCACUUGAUCGAGCAUGCAAAAAUCGUACAACUAUAGUUAUUGCUCAUCGUUUGACUACGAUUCAAAAUGCUGAUUAUAUCUAUGUAUUAGAUAAAGGAGGUGUUAUUGAAGAAGGUACACAUGAAACAUUAUUGGCAAAAGAAGGAGGGAAAUAUCAAACAAUGGUCAAAAUGCAACAAUCUAAAAAAACGAUUAAUACACAAGAUGGCUUGAUGAAUAUGGUAGAAGCAGUUGCUGCUGAUGAAGAGCAACUAGUGGAACGUGUUCGUCUAUUGAGUGAGAGCGAAGCAAUUAAUAUAAAUCAAGAAUUCAAUGAUUGUAAAUACAGUGAUGUACGUCGUCGAGUAUUGAUUACAAGUGGUUUAUUUAUUAUUAUUGGCGCUGUUUUUAUGAUUAUUCAUUUAUUUCAAUUUGUGGCAUUUGGAGUCGCAGGAGCGAGAAUAGUUAGUCGUCUUCGUUCGAAAGCUUUCGGAUGUUUUCUUCGUCAAGAAGUGGCUUAUUUUGAUCGACCUGAGAACAGUUCCGGUGCUAUUUGUACCCACCUCUCUUCUAAUGCAGCUGCUAUUGAAAACAUGGUUGGUUCAAGAUUAGGUGUUAUUUGUGAAGCUUUAUCCUUGUCUAUUUUUGGCUUCGUACUUGGCCUUUUUUUCAACUGGCAAUUAACAAUAACCAUAGCUAUUCCUGUCGUUAUCAUAAUGAUCGUCACUAUUAUCCAAAUACGAUUGAGUUCUUGGUUGAAGACACAAUCUGAUCUCAUUUACUCUCAGGCUGGCACGCUUGCUGUUGAAGUUAUUAACAGUAUGCGCACAGUAAAACAAUUAUCAAUGGAAAAUGAAGUUUCACGACAAUACUCGAAUAUGAUGGAUCAAGUAUUAACGAUAUUUUGGAAACCCGAGGUACUGUUUUCAGCAGCACUUGGAUUGUACUGGGCGAUGAAUUCGAUCGCUUUGGGACUUUUAUAUUGGCGUGCUUUGGUACUUGUUGAAAACAAUGAAAUAGACAUGAGCGAUGUUGUUAUGACUUCUGCUUUUGGAAUGUUCGCAUUAGAAUCACUAAACGUUGUUGGAAUGUUAGCCGAACGUAUUGGCGAAUCAUUUGCUGCUGCUCACGCAUUUUUUGAUCUAUUUGAUCGAAUACCAAUUAUUGAUAAUGGAUCUAAUAAAGGCCAGGAAUUAGCUAACUUUAGUGGAGAAACAAAAUUUAAUCAAGUUAAAUUUGUUUAUCCAACUCGUCCAGCAGUUCUCGUUCUUAAUAAACUUCAAUUAUCUAUUAAAUCAGGUCAACGUAUAGCUCUUGUUGGUGCAUCUGGAUGUGGAAAAUCAACAAUAGUUCAAUUAUUAGAACGAUUUUAUGAUGUUACACAUGGAGAAUUACUUCUUGAUGGUGUUGAUAUUCGAAAAUUAAAUCUUCAAUGGCUUCGUUCUCGUCUCGGUGUUGUUAGUCAAGAACCAGUUUUAUUUGAUUUAACAAUUGCUGAAAAUAUAGCAUAUGGUUUAGAAAAUAUACCAAUGGAUGAGAUUAUACUUGCUGCAACUAAAGCUAAUAUUCAUCAAUUUAUUCAACAACUACCACAAGGUUAUGAGACAAAAGUUGGAGUAAAAGGUAGUUUUUUAUCAGGUGGUGAAAAACAACGU